AUGAAGUCACAACUCUCAAAUGUUGAAGUAGAGCCUGUGCCAGUUGAGGAAGAUGAAUUGUUAAAUAGGAAAGUUGUGAGUGCUGAUGUGAAAGAGAAUGUAAUAGACGAAAAUGAAAAUAUUCUUCCAAAGACAUCAACUUCAAGGCUAGAAGAAUUACAAGACAAGGCAGAUGAUGUCCAACUAGUUCCAUCAAAUAACUAUGAUAUUGGUUUAAUUAAGGAAUUAUUUUGCACUGCUGAACAAAUAGAAAAAUUUGUUCAUCAUGGACCCAUUGCUUACCCAACAAAAUUUCCAAAAGAUGCAUUGCCUAAAUCAUUUCCGCGCACGUUAUUUCACAUUGCCAUGCCAAAUGGCGAAAAAAUUCCACGAGAUUGGCUAACGUGGAGUGAGACGAAGAAUGCACUUUACUGUUUUCCCUGCCGACUUUUCUCUAAAAUGCCAGAAACCCAUCGAUCGGCAUUAUUUCUGCCAACAGGAUAUUCCAAGCCCAAGGACAAUAAAUGGAAGAAACUUUAUGAAAAAAUUUCUCAUCAUCAAUCCAGCAGUGGGCAUAAGAUGUGUUAUGUAGAAUGGAGACGAUUAGAAGAAAAUCUCAGAGAUAAUACAACUAUCAAUUUUCUACUAAAUGAUAAUAUAAAGACAGAAGUGGAAAGAUGGAGGCAAAUACUUCGUAGAGUAUUAGAUGUUAUCUUGUUUUUGGGUUAA
Hydra vulgaris (swiftwater hydra) is the source of this 708-nucleotide messenger RNA. Its product is annotated as zinc finger MYM-type protein 5-like. Lineage: Eukaryota; Metazoa; Cnidaria; Hydrozoa; Anthoathecata; Hydridae. The record is from RefSeq and is a predicted model, not a curated record.